AUGUCUGACGAAAGAACUUUUAUCGCUAUCAAGCCAGAUGGUGUCCAAAGAGGAUUAAUCAACCAAAUUGUGGGUAGAUUUGAAAACAGAGGUUUCAAAUUAGUUGGUAUCAAGUUGUGUCAACCUACCGAAAAGUUGUUGAGAGAACACUAUGAUGACUUACAAUCAAAGCCAUUUUUCCCGUCUCUCUUAUCUUAUAUGUUAUCAGGUCCAGUUUUAGCUACUGUCUGGGAAGGAAAGGAUGUUGUCAAGCAAGGUAGAGCUAUCUUGGGUGCAACCAACCCAUUGAACUCUGCUCCAGGUACCAUCAGAGGUGACUUCGCCAUCGACAUGGGUAGAAAUGUGUGCCAUGGCUCAGACUCUGUCGAAUCUGCUCAAAAGGAAAUUGCCUUGUGGUUCAAGAAGGAGGAAUUAGUUGAAUACAAGCCUGCUUUAUUCGGCUGGAUCUACGAGUAA
This is a messenger RNA of Priceomyces carsonii, 456 nucleotides long. RefSeq names its product nucleoside diphosphate kinase (gene YNK1). Gene Ontology annotation, biological process: UTP biosynthetic process; CTP biosynthetic process; GTP biosynthetic process. Gene Ontology annotation, molecular function: nucleoside diphosphate kinase activity. The transcript has a single exon. The coding region runs from base 1 to 456 and encodes 151 amino acids. The record is from RefSeq and is a predicted model, not a curated record. Lineage: Eukaryota; Fungi; Ascomycota; Pichiomycetes; Serinales; Debaryomycetaceae.